AUGGGACGGGACAUCAAGGUUCUCCUAUUCGGAGAUCAAUCGGAAGAAAGAUUCGAUGACUUGCGCGACUUAGUGACAGUUACCGACAACCCUCUUCUGAGCUCUUUUAUUGAAAAGGCAUAUUUCAUCUUGCGAGACGAAGUCACCCAUCUCCCUCAUGUGACGCGGGGCUUGCCGGGCUUCACCAGCAUCGAGACCUUGCUGUGGCGGUAUAGGGAAGCGGGAGUGCGACAUCCAGCAAUUGAAAGCGCGUUGGUGUGUAUUCAUCAGAUUGGGACUCUGCUGAGAUACUACGGAGAUGGAUCCGAGAUCUAUCCCAAGCCCGAAGAUACCAGACUCGUGGCAUCAUGUACUGGACUGCUCUCUGCCGCCGCCGUCAGCUGCGCGCGUACCUAUCGCGAGCUUGUCUCUGUCGGCCUCGAGGCUCUCAAGCUUGCAUUCCGUGUGGGCGCCCAGGUCACCGAAGUGUGUGAGGAGAUUGAACAGACGUCGCUGCCAAGCAGUUGGGCAGCCAUCUUCCCCGGAGUGGGAAAGGAAUCGGCCUACUUAGCACUCGAUGACUAUUACAAGAAAACUAAAAUCCCCCCAACUAGCCGACCUUAUGUGUCUGCGACCAGCACCAACUCAGUCACCAUCAGCGCCCCACCGGGAGACUUGGAAAGGUUGAUUGAAGACGGAAUCUUCAAAUCUUGUCGACCAAUUCGGCUUCCCAUCUUCGGGCCCUACCAUGCACCUCAUUUCUAUAGUGACGAGACGGUGGUCUCUUUGGCCACGUCCAUCGAGGGCGAGAGCACCGGCCAAUGGAAAGCGCGAAUUCCCAUUAUCAACAAUGGCAAAGAGUAUGCCUACGACGCGUCCAAUUUCCGUCAGCUGGUUGAGGAUGUCCUCGAAGACAUUCUGCUAAAACCUCUACAUUGGGACAGACUGUGUACCAACUGUGUGGCCAGCGUCUCCUCGGCUGAACCAGAACAGUGCCGUGUUGUUCCUGUGGGCGCAAAGAAUGCCUCUGCUAGCCUGGUCAAUGCCUUGAAUCACAAAGCUUCAUUCAAGAUUGUGGUUGACAACCGCAAAACAGAGGUUACUGACGAGCCUAAGGAGCCCAAGCCAAUCGGAGGUCUUGGUAAACCCAAGAUUGCUAUUGUUGGCAUGUCUGGCAGAUUCCCGGAUGCCAUGAGCCCGAGCUUGUUCUGGGACCUUUUAAAGAAAGGCCUUGACGUUCACCGCGAAGUGCCCCCGGAUCGAUUUGAUGCGCAAGCACACUACGACCCGAGCGGCAAACGAAGAAAUACAAGCCAUACACCGUAUGGUUGCUUCAUCGACCAUCCUGGCUUGUUUGACGCCCGCUUUUUCAACAUGAGUCCCAAGGAAGCGGCUCAGACAGACCCUAUGCACCGUCUUGCGUUGUUGACUGCUUACGAGGCGCUCGAAAUGUCGGGCUUUGUCCCUAACAGAACACCUUCAACUAUGGUUGAUCGAGUCGGCACAUUUUAUGGCCAGACUUCUGAUGACUGGCGAGAGAUUCAAGAUGGACAAAACAUCCAAACAUAUUUCAUCCCUGGAGGUGUGAGAGCUUUUGCACCGGGGCGAAUCAAUUAUCAUUUUGGGUUUUCCGGCCCUAGCUUCAGCGUCGACACAGCAUGCUCUUCUAGUCUUGCUGCAAUUAACAUUGCUUGCAACUCCCUCUGGCUUGGAGACUGCGACACUGCGCUUGCCGGUGGUCUCAAUGUCUUGACAAACCCAGAUAUCUUCUCCGGGCUGUCGCGUGGCCAGUUCUUGUCCAAGACGGGCAACUGCAAGACAUUCGACGAUGCAGCGGACGGUUACUGUCGCGGAGACGGCGCCGGCACGGUAAUCCUUAAACGUCUGGAAGAUGCUGAAGCGGAUAACGACCCGAUUCUGGCUGUCAUCCUCGGCACAGGGACCAACCACUCUGCCGAUGCGGUGUCGAUCACUCACCCUCAUGCGGGUGCGCAGGAGUAUCUCUUCAAGAAGGUGCUUACAGAGUGUAACCUCGAUCCUCAUGAUAUUUCUUACGUGGAAAUGCACGGUACUGGUACCCAAGCAGGUGAUGCCAUCGAAAUGGAAUCGGUCCUGGGAGCAUUCGCUCCAGCGAACCGGCAGCGUCCUCCAGAGCGGCCACUUUAUCUAGGGUCUGUGAAAGCGAAUGUCGGACAUGGCGAGGCUGCUUCGGGUAUCACUGCCCUCGUCAAAAUCCUCCUCAUGCUUGAGAACGAACUCAUUCCACCUCACUGCGGUAUCAAAGGCAGCAUCAACCACAAUUUCCCUGAUCUUGGGGCUCGCAAUGUGCACAUCUCUCUUGGUCGCGAGACUCCCUGGAAGCGACCGCAAGGUGGCAAACGCAGAAUGUUUCUGAACAACUUCAGUGCCGCAGGAGGAAACACCUCACUUCUCAUGGAAGAUGGAGCUCUACCUACUUUUGACGGCGAAGAUCCUCGCUCGACUGCUGUCGUUGCGGUUACUGGUAAGACCAAGAAAGCCUUGGUUGACAACACAAAGAACCUCAUCGGUUAUAUAUCCGACAAACCUGUAGAUCUCCCAUGUUUGUCCUACACCACGACAGCAAGAAGAGUGCACUACUCGUACAGAACGAUUGUUACCGGCUCCGAUCUGGCUGCCAUCAAGUCAGGGCUUCAGAAGUCCCUGGAAUCUGAGCCAACUUCUGUUCCCUCGGGUGUCCAGAUGGUGUUUGCUUUCACUGGACAAGGAUCUCACUAUACUGCCAUGGGCAAACAGCUUUACGAAACCAACAACCAAUUCAAAGCUGAUAUUCGACGCUUCGAUCUGCUUGCUCGGAAUCAAGGACUGCCAGCUAUCUUACCCUUGGUCGAUGGCAGCACUGAAAUUGAAAAGCUCAGCCCAGUGGUGGUGCAGACCGGAGCUGUUUGUGUUCAGAUGGCGCUCGUUCGAUUGUGGAGAUCCUGGGGUAUCAAGCCCGCCGCAGUCAUUGGUCACAGCCUUGGAGAAUAUGCGGCUUUGCAGGCUGCUGGUGUGUUGUCUAUCAACGAUGCUGUCUUCUUGACAGGCACACGGGCUAAAUGUCUCGAGCAACAUUGUACGAUGAACACGCACGCAAUGUUGUCUGUGGCUGCCUCAGUCCAGGAACUUGAAGAGGUUGUCGACGGGAAGACGCUUGAAAUCGCUUGCAUCAACGGCGCGAAGGCAACAGUGAUCAGUGGAGAGUCUUCCGACAUUGACAAGCUGAAGGAGCAGUUGUCCUCCAAAGGCAUGAAAUGCACCAAGUUAGCAGUGCCUUUCGCGUUCCACUCCGCUCAAGUAGAACCUGCUUUGGACGACUUCGAAGCAGCCGCCGCCGGCGUCACCUACAAUGCUCCGAAAAUACCUCUCAUUGCUCCACUACUGAGCACUGUGAUCAGGGAUGGAGGAACAGUCAACGCAGAGUAUCUGAGACGUCACUGCCGUGAGCCGGUGAACUUCCUGGGUGCCAUUCAAGCUGCAAAGGACAAGGGCAUUAUCAAGGAUAAGUCCCAGUUCCUAGAAAUCGGCAGCCACCCGAUCUGCAGCGGCAUGGUCAAAUCGAUCCUGGGCCCGACUACUGUGGCACUUCCGUCAUUGAAACGGGACGAAGAUGUUUACAAGACUCUUACAGCGACUCUGUGUGGCCUUCAUUACGCUGGCCUUACAAUCAAUUGGGAUAGCUACCACGAAAGCUUCCCCCGCUGCCAGCAGACCCUGAAGUUGCCAGCCUAUGCUUGGGACGCCACAAACUUCUGGAUCAAUUACGAGAACAAUUGGACGCUCACCAAACCUAAUCUAGCACCGAUCUCUGAGGGCGAGCAACCCAAGAAAUUGAGCACAAGCACUGUCCAGCGUGUCGUGGAAGAGAAAUUCCAGGAUCAAACUGGCACUUUGACCACCGAGACCGAUAUUUCCAAGCCGGAACUCGAGGAGACCAUCAAGGGUCAUCUUGUGAAUGGCUCCGCCUUGACUUCCAGUGCAGUCUACGCAGACAUGGCGCUGACUAUUGGUGAUUAUGUUCACCGCAAGCUACAACCAGAGAUUGAUAAAUUUGCGUUAAAUUGUGCCAACAUGGUGGUCGAAAAGCCCCUCAUCUUCAAGGGUAGCGAGCAACUUCUCCGCGUCGACUGCAAGGCGGAUCUCACUCAGGGUACCUGCUACCUCACCUUUUACAGCGUCGGCCCCAAAGGACAGAAGCUCAUGGAACACGCCCAUUGUGAGGUUCAGUAUGGUGAUGCAGAGAGAUGGUCUACGGAUCUGGCUCGACAAAAGUACCUUGUGCAGAGCCAAGUUGACCGGCUGUUGCAGAUGGGUCAAAAUGGUGUCCUCAGCCGACUUCAGCGAAAGAUGGCCUACAAACUUUUCUCUGCUCUUGUCGACUACCAGAACGCGUACAAAGGAAUGGCAGAAGUCAUCCUUGACAGUCCAUUGCGCGAAGGCACUGCCAAAAUUGAACUUCAGACGAGCAGUGCCGGCACCUUCUACAUUGCACCGUAUCACAUCGACUGCCUCUGCCAUCUCGCGGGCUUCAUCAUGAACGCAAACGACGAACUCGAUUCGUCACAGACCGUCUAUGUCAACCAUGGGUGGGACUCCUUACGUUUCUUUGAGAAGCCGUCGCCGUCAAAGCAGUACCGUUCUUACGUCAGGAUGCAACCUACAGGUCCCAACUCGAAGGACUACUCUGGAGAUGUGUUCGUCUUCGAUGGUGAAGGCAACAUUGUCGGCCAGAUCGGCGGCUUAACCUUCCAAUUCUUGCCCAAACAGGUUCUUGACCGAGUCCUGCCACCACCCGGUGGUUCAAAGGCGGCUGCCCCUGCUGCGACUAAAACGGCCGCUGCCGAGCCAAAGAAAGCUGCCCCCAAAUCUCCUCCCAAGCCAAAGGCAGCUCCUGCGGGCCCAAGUGUCAUGAGCCGGGCAUUGGAUAUCAUGGCUGAAGAGAUUGGUGUCCCUGUCGCAGACCUGACCGAUGACACCGAUCUCAGUGCACUGGGUGUCGACUCCUUGAUGAGUUUGACCAUCUCAGGCAAGUUCCGCGAAGGACUAGACAUCGAAAUCCCGUCGACCUUGCUGGCCGAUUCCGAAACGUUCAAACAGGUCAAGGACUUCUUGUCUCAAUUCGAGUCCAAGGAUGCUGGGGCUGCGCCACCUUCGCCCUCGAGUGCCUCCUCAGUCGGGUCGACUGAACUGUCCGGAACUUCAACUCCUGCCCAAGCUGAUACGGAGUCCAUGACUUCUGCCUCCCAGGCUGAUGAGAAACCCGCUGGAAAGGACGAUGGUAAGCUUGACGCCAUCCGGGCCGCUAUUGCCGAAGAAACUGGCAUGGAUCCCAGCGAAGUCACCUCUGAUAUGGAUCUGGAAGCCGUCGGCAUUGAUUCUUUGAUGUCUCUUCAGAUCUUGGGCUCACUGCGCGAGGACAAGGGUAUUGACCUGCCGCCCUCGUUCUUCAGUGACCACAGCACUUUCGGAGAAAUUGAGAAGGCGCUUGGCGGAGGCAAAGCGGAGAAGCCCAAACUUCCCUCCAAGUCGGAGGAUAUGUCUACGGAACAGGUCGUUGCGGAAAUGCAAACCAACAAGGAUCAAAAAUCUGCCGAGCCUCCCAAGGAACAGCAAUCUGCUCCGGCGGCUGGCACCAGCAAGGCUUUCAAGGCAUCAUCGGUCUUGUUGCAGGGAAACCCCAAAACCGCCACAAAGACCGUGUUCAUGUUCCCUGACGGCUCAGGCUCGGCGAUCAGCUACGCCACGAUCCCUCCGAUCUCGCCCAAGGAUGUCGCUCUGGUUGCUCUUAACUGUCCUUACAUGAAAGAGCCAGAAGCUUUCGAGGGCGGUAUUCCAGGAGUCACUGCACUAUACCUAGAGGAAAUCCGUCGUCGUCAACCUAAGGGACCUUACAUCCUUGGCGGCUGGUCAGCGGGAGGCAUCUGCGCCUACGAAGCCUGCCUGCAGCUCUCUGCAGUGGGCGAGACAGUCGAGAAGCUCAUCUUUCUUGACGUGCCGUGUCCUCUGCCACCACAGGCCUUGCCACCUCGCCUGCACCACUUUUUCGACACGAUUGGCUUGCUGGGCCAGGAAGGCGAAGCGCCAAGCUGGCUCAUCCCGCAUUUCACGGCAACCAUCAAAGCGUUGAGCAGCUACCGACCGCGUCUCAUGGACCCUGCAAAGGAAAAGAUCCCGAAUGUAUACACCAUCUAUGCGCAGGAUGGUGUGUGCAAGAAUGACGACGACCCACGGCCCGAGCUUACGCCGGACGAUCCGCCACACAUGAACUGGCUGCUCUUCAACCGCAAGGACUUUGGCCCCAUCGGCUGGGAGAAGCUGUUCGGCGGCUCCGACAACAUCAUCGGUCUUGACCCCGUUCCCAACGUCAAUCACUUCACCAUGAUGCGCGAGCCCAUGGUCAAAGAGCUGCCCAGCCGCAUUCAGAAGGCCUUGGACGUGACUGGCGAGUAA
Messenger RNA from Fonsecaea multimorphosa CBS 102226, 6447 nucleotides. RefSeq lists its product as uncharacterized. NCBI's taxonomy places the organism in Eukaryota, Fungi, Ascomycota, Eurotiomycetes, Chaetothyriales, Herpotrichiellaceae. Gene Ontology annotation, biological process: fatty acid biosynthetic process. Gene Ontology annotation, molecular function: phosphopantetheine binding; fatty acid synthase activity; 3-oxoacyl-[acyl-carrier-protein] synthase activity. The transcript is spliced from 4 exons. The coding region runs from base 1 to 6447 and encodes 2148 amino acids. The record is from RefSeq and is a predicted model, not a curated record.